Molecule: messenger RNA, 1951 nt
Organism: Porites evermanni
Lineage: Eukaryota; Metazoa; Cnidaria; Anthozoa; Scleractinia; Poritidae
Source: the annotation of a GenBank genome assembly
AUGAAAAAUACUCCGGCCUGGUAUGAACACCUGUCCUGUUCAUACUGCUAUCAAGAGGAUCCAAGUAAGAGUGCCCAGGCUUAAAAAGUGGCCCACCGUUCUUAUGUACAUUGUAUGAACAGAAGCCCCUAUCCGAUAGGGUUUUCGUGUUGGCCCAUUAGAGCUAUCCGGCAGGGUGUGCACAAAGUCUUAACCUCUAUUUAAAGUAGAUAUAUGCGCAGAUUCCAGAGAAACAAGGACCUUUUACGUGACCCUGUUCAGUUGUUGUUUUCCUUUCUUUUUACAUGUUAUUUUAGGGCGACACCUUUUAAAUAAGAAAAUGGCACUAUAUAUUUAGCCACCCAAGGCCAAGGGCUUUUCAUUCGGGUCUCGUCUCCGAGUGAAUUCGGCCGUUCGCCUAGGAUUCGUCGCCGAAUUAGGUGUCCAUUUCGUACGCGGUUGCUGCCAUUUUUAAGACACUUAAGCCCCGUCCACACACGUAUCUGGAUAUUUUUGAAUUCGCAACUUUUUCUUUCCGGAUUCAAAAAUUCCAACGUCCAAACGUAUCCUUAUUCAAAUCGGGUUUGCCCGUCUACAGUAUCCGACGAUCUGACACGUAUCGGGAUUCACUCUAGUACCCAGGACUUGACAACAGAGCAUGCGUCGUAAAGCGCGCGAAAUUUACAUCUUGCCCUGCCUUGAGAGAACCUAGGGAAUGAGGUUGCCAUCUUGAAUGCAGUGUCUGCGGUAAGAACUGGGCUCGAUCUUGUUACGUCACCGGUUAAAAGAAUAUUUGGAUUAAACGUCCACACGAUUCCAGAUUCGUAGCGUAUUAAAAUUUCUUCUCUGGAGAACAAAUUCAAAAAGUUGCCGAUUCAUACGCAGGAUUCAACGGAUACGUGAGGACGGAAGCCAAAUCCAAAAAGACUGAAGUUGAGGAUCAAAAAUCUCCGGAUACCUGCGGACGAGGCCUUAGCAAAUUUUUGACCUGUUAUUGAGAGAAAAUUACAACCCAGGAUCAAACUUCCACCUCGAACACGGACCUUUCGUAUCCUAAUCUCUCUCUCUUGCCACUACACUACCACAUGCACCGACCCGCCAAAAUUCCGAAAAAUUUAAGGAAAUACACUAGCAAACUGUCUUUCCUAACUGUUACAUCAAUAACAAGAGACCCUACCCCUUUCCGUGACUUUUAACGAAAAUUCAACUUGGGAUUCAACGUCGUUCUUUAUAACCGCUAUUCGAAAACGUAUUUAUUGCCUUAUUGUUACUUAAUCCGGGAAAUAUACCGCAUCUAUCAUGGUUAAAGGCUUGGUUACUAAUGGUGGCAGCGACCGUUAAAAAUGGCAAAGACCAUUUAAGGGAAAUAGGCGUCGCUGAAUGACACUGAGCUAUAAAUGGCCUAGGGACUUAUGACUCUUCCAAGACUAACCCACCUUUAAAUGCAACCUCAUUCCGAGGUUCUCUCUCCUACCCGUCUCUGUCUCUCUCUCCCUCUCUCGCUCCUUAGGGACGGGUAGGAGAAAACCCUGGGAACGAAGUUGCUUUUAAUUAAGGGUAUUUUUAAAUGCACUUCAGUAUUUUGUGGAUUUAUUUUUCAGGCGUUUGUUUGAAAUGUUACUUCUGCAAUCCCUUCAAGGCAAUCAGUGAAGGAAAAUCUUUCACUCCUCAGCAAUGCGAGCAAAAUCAAACGGAACUUACUUGUCAAGCUCCAUAUGACAGGUGUAUCAAGGCGCAUCAAAAAAAAAAACAUCAAGAUGGCAGCGUUAUUGAAUAUGAAUUUAGAAGCUGUGCCAAUAUAUUUACUUGUGAUCAGUUCCAGACAAGUCUUGAACAGGCGCAGCUGAAUGGUUGGGACACAAGCACUGCGUGUUGUCUCACGGAACUUUGUAAUUCUGCAUUUCAGCAGAAUAUGUGGAAAACCUGGUGGAUGGUCAGCUUUUGUCUUUGCUGGACUUUGAUGAAGAUAUAG